CGGCCGCUGUGAGGGGAAAGGAUAGGGCGGGCGGCUGUCGGGUGGCGGACAUUUUUUGGGGGGUCCCGCGAUGCUCCCCCUGUGAGAAGGGCGGCGGAAGGCGGAUCGCCAUGAACCUGAGGGGCUUGUUUCAGGACUUCAAUCCCAGCAAAUUUCUUAUCUAUGCCUGCCUGCUGCUGUUCUCAGUUUUGCUUUCUCUCCGUUUGGAUGACAAGAUUCAGUGGAGCUAUUGGGCUGUGUUUGCUCCAAUAUGGCUGUGGAAGUUAAUGGUAAUUGUGGGCGCCUCAGUAGGAACUGGAGUAUGGGCACGAAACCCACAGUAUCGUGCAGAAGGAGAAACAUGUGUGGAGUUCAAAGCCAUGUUAAUUGCAGUUGGCAUCCACUUGUUACUGCUGAUGUUUGAAGUGCUGGUCUGUGAUGGGAUUGAGAGAGGAACCCGCUUUUGGCUUCUAGUCUUCAUGCCGUUGUUCUUUGUGUCUCCAGUAUCUGUUGCAGCUUGUGUUUGGGGCUUUCGGCAUGACAGAUCUCUGGAGCUGGAAAUCCUGUGUUCUGUCAAUAUUCUCCAGUUCAUAUUCAUUGCACUCCGACUGGAUGAAAUUAUCAAGUGGCCAUGGCUUGUUGUCUGUGUCCCUCUGUGGAUCCUGAUGUCCUUUCUGUGUUUGGUUGUGCUCUAUUACAUUGUCUGGUCAGUCCUAUUCUUACGCUCGAUGGAUGUGAUUGCUGAGCAAAGAAGAACUCACAUAACAAUGGCCAUCAGUUGGAUGACAAUCGUAGUUCCAUUACUCACCUUUGAAAUCCUUCUUGUGCACAGAUUGGAUGGACACAAUACAUUUUCAUAUAUACCCAUAUUUGUUCCUCUCUGGCUCUCACUCAUAACUUUAAUGGCAACAACAUUUGGACAGAAAGGAGGCAAUCAUUGGUGGUUUGGAAUCCGCAAAGACUUCUGUCAGUUUCUACUUGAAAUUUUCCCAUUCCUAAGAGAGUACGGCAAUAUUUCUUAUGAUCUGCAUCAUGAAGAUAAUGAAGAAGCAGAAGAAACCCCUGUCCCAGAACCUCCGAAAAUAGCUCCAAUGUUUCGGAAGAAGACUGGAGUGGUCAUUACUCAGAGUCCUGGGAAAUACGUUAUACCGCCUCCCAAAUUAAACAUUGAUAUGCCAGAUUAAAACUGAACUCGGUCAUGUAGCACAUAGCUAGGACUGACUACUCCCUGUUAACCACAACUGGGAAUCAGGGGCCAACUUUUCUGUCAUGCCUUAGUUUUUGUUUAUGGAUAGCAGUGUCUGCUUUAAUGGCUUGUAAUGUAGAUAAUGUAGAUUUGUUUUAAUAUAAUUAGAGAGUUUCAGUGUAUUUGCAUAUUAAAUACCAUGCCAGUAAAAGAAAUGAGAAUGCAAUAGCUGGGGUAAAGUUCACAAAUGGAAAGCAUUUUAUCAGGUCUCAUGUUUGUGACAUAUACUGGUACUCUUGGUUUGGCUGCGAGCAUUAAACCACCAGUGUAGAGUUUGUUAGCUACAGAGUCCCAAGUUUUUACACAGUACAAUUAAGAAUUUAAAAUAACUAUCCUACCUAAUGAGCAUCAAACCUGCCUAGUUACAGAUGGGCAAGGCAUGUUGAAAUCAGUGACCUUUUCACACAUGUAACUUGUGGGCUGGAUUGUAGCCAGUGUUUUAGAGAAGUGGAAAAUACGGCUUUAUAUGUUAAUCUUCCUGCUUUGUUUUAAUUAAAGCUUGCCUGUAUAGUAUUUAUAUGAAUUUUGGCAAUGUAUUAUAUUUUAAAACUGUACAGUAUAAAUAUGUAAAAGUAUUUUUUUAAGGGCUGUGUGAAAUGCAUAAUCUAUUGUGAGUGACAUAUUUUGUGUCAAUCUGUACACUCAACUUCCAUUUAUGUUAAUAUACCAUAGUCACAUGUUGGUAUAUCAGCAUGCUCCUUAGCCUCGUAAUUUCACUAUUAAACCAUGAACACUGUGCUUCAAGCAUGUUCUCGGGUAGGACUUACAGGUUCUUCCUCUGUUAAUGGAUCAAAUUACCUUGAUAAAGAUAUGUAAAUUAUUGUGUAAAUAAUCACAAUCUUUGUACUGUAGAGGAAAAGGGAAGGUACUAGCUUUUUGAAAAGUUGCUUUUACACUUUUGUUAAAAUGUUAUUGUUCGUUAAUCUUAUUUCUCAGUCUCCCAAUUUUUGGCUGGUCAAUAAAGUAUCCUCCUGUA
Lacerta agilis (Sand lizard) is the source of this 2201-nucleotide messenger RNA. It is a transcript of the gene TMEM185A, whose product is annotated as transmembrane protein 185A. The coding region runs from base 111 to 1163 and encodes 350 amino acids. The record is from RefSeq and is a predicted model, not a curated record. The transcript is spliced from 7 exons. NCBI's taxonomy places the organism in Eukaryota, Metazoa, Chordata, Lepidosauria, Squamata, Lacertidae.